Messenger RNA from Triticum dicoccoides, 527 nucleotides. RefSeq names its product defensin-like protein CAL1. Gene Ontology annotation, biological process: defense response. Lineage: Eukaryota; Viridiplantae; Streptophyta; Magnoliopsida; Poales; Poaceae. The transcript has 2 exons. The coding region runs from base 37 to 267 and encodes 76 amino acids. The record is from RefSeq and is a predicted model, not a curated record.
AGCAAGAUCAGCAGAUCGGUGGCGCUCUCUCGUCGCAUGACCGCGUCCGCCCUCCUCCUGCUCUUCCUCCUCGUCGCCACAGAGAUCGGGGCGACGAGGACCAAGGUGGCGGAGGCGCGGGACUGCCUGUCGCAGAGCCACAAGUUCAAGGGCGCGUGUCUCAGCAGCAGCAACUGCGCCGGCGUGUGCCGCACCGAGAACUUCCCCGACGGCGAGUGCCACACGCACAACUUCGCGCGCAAGUGCUUCUGCAAGAGGGCCUGCUAGCCCGCCUGCUCGACCCGGCCGGCCACCGCCGCCUCGUCCCAUGGUAGCUACCCAGCCACUAGAUCGUCCGUGCCGUCUGCUAGAUCUGUUCGUCAGUGCGUUCCGGUUCGUCAGUAGUAGCUGUUCGUGUGUCUGUGUGCCGUAAUAAAGUAGGAAAUCAACCGGGGUCUCGGUAGUUUGGUUCGCCGCACGUCGUGUUUGUGUCUGCUUUGUGUGGUAAUGUAAUCGUUGUUUCAGCACGGACGGACGUGUGCAAUGCA